Molecule: messenger RNA, 6184 nt
Organism: Oreochromis aureus
Lineage: Eukaryota; Metazoa; Chordata; Actinopteri; Cichliformes; Cichlidae
Gene: kcnh1a
Product: potassium voltage-gated channel, subfamily H (eag-related), member 1a
Exons: 13
Coding region: 178-3096 (972 amino acids)
Biological process (GO): potassium ion transmembrane transport; regulation of membrane potential
Cellular component (GO): membrane
Molecular function (GO): delayed rectifier potassium channel activity
Source: RefSeq, a predicted model, not a curated record
UGAUGAGGUGCGUAAAGAGGCGCCAACGCACCACACCGGGCUUGGGAGGUAGCUAAUGAGCAGACCAGACAGCCAGCCCCUGUCCAAGAAAUCCGCUCAGAGCCGGAGACACCAUGAAAACAAACUGCAGAUUGCGGAGUAACGAUUCACCGGCAGACGACUGAGUGAAGCGGCAGGAUGGCGGGGGGUCGGAGGGGACUUGUGGCCCCUCAGAAUACUUUUUUGGAGAAUAUUGUCAGACGGUCGAACGAUACCAACUUUGUCCUGGGAAAUGCUCAGAUAGUGGACUGGCCCAUCGUCUACAGCAAUGAUGGUUUCUGCAAGCUGUCGGGGUAUCACAGAGCAGAGGUGAUGCAGAAAAGCAGCACCUGCAGCUUCAUGUACGGGGAGCUCACAGACAAGGACACGACGGAAAAAAUGCGACUAACAUUUGAGAAUUAUGAGAUGAACUCGUUUGAAAUACUGAUGUACAAGAAGAACAGGACGCCUGUUUGGUUUUUUGUGAAGAUUGCUCCCAUUCGUAAUGAACAAGAAAAAGUGGUCCUGUUUCUCUGCACAUUCAGUGACAUCACAGCCUUUAAACAGCCUAUUGAAGACGAUUCUUCCAAAGGCUGGGGAAAGUUCGCCCGGCUGACUCGUGCUCUAACAAGCAGCAGAGGAGUCUUACAACAGCUGCAGCCCACAGUUCACAAAGGAGAGAACGUCCACAAGCACUCCCGCCUCGCUGAGGUUCUGCAGCUCGGCUCAGAUAUCCUACCUCAGUACAAGCAGGAGACUCCCAAAACUCCUCCUCACAUCAUCCUGCACUACUGCCUCUUCAAGACCACAUGGGACUGGGUUAUCCUCAUCCUCACCUUCUACACCGCCAUCAUGGUGCCCUACAAUGUCUCCUUCAAGAUGAAGCAGAACAACGUCACGUGGCUGGUGGUAGACAGCAUUGUGGAUGUCAUCUUUUUGGUGGACAUAGUUUUAAACUUCCACACCACAUUUGUUGGACCUGCCGGCGAGGUCAUCUCAGACCCCAAGCUGAUUCGAAUGAAUUACCUGAAGACUUGGUUUGUUAUUGACCUGCUGUCCUGCCUGCCAUAUGAUGUCAUCAACGCCUUCGAGAAUGUAGAUGAGAAUUGGAACCACCGAGCUGUCACUCAAGGCAUCAGCAGUCUAUUCAGCUCACUUAAGGUGGUUCGGCUUCUCCGGCUGGGUCGGGUAGCUCGUAAACUGGAUCACUACAUUGAGUACGGAGCAGCAGUCCUGGUGCUGCUGGUGUGUGUUUUUGGACUGGCUGCUCACUGGCUGGCCUGUAUUUGGUACAGCAUUGGUUAUUAUGAGAUUAUUGAUGAGGAAACCAACAUCAUUCGGAAGGACAGCUGGCUCUACAUCCUGGCUGAGACAGUGGGCUCACCAUACUACUACAACGACAGCUCAGGGAACUGGGACGGAGGGCCUAAUAAUGACUCUGUCUACAUCACUUCUUUGUACUUCACCAUGACUAGCCUGACAAGUAUAGGCUUUGGUAACAUCGCCCCAACGACAGACGGAGAGAAAAUCUUUGCCGUGGCCAUGAUGAUGAUUGGAUCCCUUCUUUAUGCCACCAUUUUUGGUAACGUGACAACGAUUUUUCAGCAGAUGUACGCCAACACAAAUCGUUAUCAUGAGAUGCUCAACAGUGUCCGGGACUUCCUGAAGCUCUACCAGGUCCCAAAGGGCUUAAGUGAAAGAGUGAUGGACUACAUCGCCUCCACCUGGUCCAUGUCACGGGGCAUAGACACUGAAAAGGUGUUACAGAUUUGUCCGAAGGACAUGAGAGCAGAUAUUUGUGUUCAUCUCAAUCGCAAAGUUUUUAAAGAGCACCCGGCUUUCCGACUGGCCAGUGAUGGGUGUCUCCGAGCACUGGCCAUGGAGUUUCAGACUAUCCACUGCGCCCCUGGCGACCUGAUCUAUCACGCUGGUGAAAGUGUGGACAGCCUCUGUUUUGUGGUGUCAGGGUCACUGGAGGUCAUUCAGGAUGAUGAGGUAGUUGCCAUUUUAGGAAAGGGAGACGUAUUUGGGGACGUUUUCUGGAAGGAGGUGACUCUGGCUCAGUCCUGCGCCAAUGUGCGAGCUCUGACCUACUGCGACCUCCACGUUAUUAAACGCGACGCUCUGCAGAAGGUGCUGGAAUUCUACACGGCAUUUUCCAACCACUUCUCUCGAAACCUGCUGCUCACUUAUAACCUGCGUAAGAGGAUCGUUUUUCGAAAGAUCAGUGAUGUGAAACGGGAAGAGGAGGAGAGACGGAACCGUAAAAAUGAAGCCCCUCUGAAUUUGCCACCAGAUCACCCAGUACGAAAACUUUUCCAGCGCUUUCGACAGCAGAAGGAGGCCCGCAUGGCGACUGGGAAACCAGAAACAGAUGAACAAGACAUUGAGAAGGGUCCUCUCUAUGUGGACAUCCCCAAAAAUAAAUCGGCUAUUACAACUACCAGCAUUGUCACCGUAACAGAAAGCCCAGCUACACCUUCAUCUUCAACUCCUCAAUCACCAUCACCUCUCAACUGUACGGUUGCAGACAAGGCGAAACUGCAGGUGCCAUCGUCCAUUUCUUUGGUUGGUGGCCGCUCUGCCGAACCACCCAAACUGAAAGGCUGGGGUCGCUUUAAGGAGUCGAUGGCCAAAGCUGACAACUGGAACACAGUGUCUAAAGCUGAAUCCAUGGAGACUUUACCUGAACGAACCAAGGUGCAAGAAUCCCCAAUCUCUCUAAAGAAGACGGACUCAUGUGACAGCGGCAUUACCAAAAGUGAGUUGCGCCUGGACAAAGUGGGUGACUUCCGCUUGACGCCUCAGGACCGCAGUCCUGCCCAGCCUCCAGAAAUGAGGCAUUUCUUCUACCCCAUCCCAGAGCAAACGCUUCAGGCUUCACUGCAGGAGCUCAAGCUAGAGCUAAAGGAUGACCUUAAAGACCUAAAUGUUCGAAUGUCAGGCCUAGAGACGCAACUCACAGAAGUGCUAAAACUCCUCAAAGCCAGCCAUUCAAGCUCUGGCUCUCCACAGCAUCUUUUUGACAUUUCUAGACCUGCUUCACCAGAACUGGACAAAGAGGAUAUCUUCUCUUGAAGAAUGAAAGAGUCAUCCGGCAACAGUUGACCUUAAAUUCAGCUGGAAUCCAGUAAUAUGCAGAUUACUCGGAUGGCUGAGACCGCACUGGGUAUACCAUUUAGAUUAGGCAGCAGUGUGGUAAGAUGCACCAGCCUUCAUCAGGGUGUACCUACCUGGUAGCAAGGUAACGUCGUGUUGACAAGUUGAGGUCGUAACCUAGAUUUUCGUGUCUUGGAAUCGAAUAUCUGAAGGUUACACAAAAACUGACAGCUCUAUGUUUGUACAUAAGUUUGAUUUAUCUUUCUGCUGCACUAUGAUGGAAAAAUACUUUGAGGGGUGGCAUUUUAUGAAAAGUCUGUUCAGAUUUUGGGGGAGGUAGGAGAAGGAGGUAUCUCCAUUGGAAGGUUCCAAUGGAAGCAGCAUGAACCACUGGUUUGUUAGCAUUCGUAAGAGAUUCUUUGCAUGUCACAUAAAGUAGACGUCUGCCUCAAAUAGCAGUUGGCGCAUAUUUGAUUAAUUGAGGCUGCACGCCGAUCCAUUUGCAUUAUUUCACAUUGACAGUGAAAGAGGACAGUUUUUGCUGAAUCAAUCUUAGAGUAAUUUCCUCAAACAGUUAUGUUAUUAAUAUCAGCUGCCAGAAUCAUUAUGAAUUAAACAACAGGUAACUCUGCCUGACCAAUCUGAUUUUCAAAAACAUGUUUGAGCAGAGAUCAUAAUUUCCAUAAACCACAAAUAGAUGUGCUUAAUGGAAAAUUAAAUGAAAUGCUAACUAUUGAGGCAGCAGUUGGCAAGUUAUCCCUCUUUCCUGAUAUCUAGGUUUACUAUGCUACAGCUUUGGUGAUGCAUACAGUAAUUUUAUAGGUACUGACUGUGGCCAAAACCCUUAUGAAUAUAGAAAGUAAUGGCGAUUUGCACAAUAUUUGUAAACUAAAAUUUAUGUACAAUAAAACAGGGUGUCAGAAAGAGGACUGAGAUCAUCAGAUCAUUUUUGACUUUAAUGGUCCCUUAAGUAAAUUUUUACAUUUUAAUCCUGUUAACGUGCAUGAUUUAACAUUUCUGUUUGUCCUCAUUUUUACUUGAGAAAGCAAACAAACAAAAGCUAAUAUGAGUUGACUACUAUUAGGAGGUCUUUUCAAGCACAUGUUCAGGGUGAGUGUUUGAAAUGCAGAUGAUCUUGAACUGCUUUAAAUGUGUUAACUUGCUUCUGGCUUUGAACAACUGAAGAGUUUCCUACAGAGUGGGAAAAAUCUUUAACCCCUCAACCCCUUUUUAAUAUGAUGCAGUCAAUACAAAAACAUCUGAAAAAAUGUGUUGCACACAUUCAAAUGUUUUUUAAAAUUAGACCCUUUGUGCAGUAAUGCCUGAAUUAUGCUUCAGCGGUAAAUCUACGGCAUAACUUACAACGUUACCCGAAACCCCUUUUUUAGCCGUAGGCCUUCCACGUAAGCUGAUGUGCCCCGAGAAAUAUAACUACAGGUCGGGUCGACACAGCCCACAGCGACUGAAUGUCAGUGUAGGAUUAAAAGGGUUACAUUGUCAGUUAUGCCGUAGAUUUCCCGCAGAAGUCCAAAUCACGCAUAGCUGUUGUAGGAGUGUUUCAUGUAGAUGGUUUAUGUUUAUGUUAAUAUAUAUUAUUUGAUUGUUACAAUAUCCACUUUCACUUCAUCAGGUACACCUUGCUAGAACUGGCUUAUUUCUUCAUGACAUACAUGUAGAUUCAAUAAGGUGCUGAAACAUUGCUCAGAAAUUUUGGUCCAUAUUGAUGUGAUAGCAUCAUGCAGUUGCUGCAAAUGUGUUGGCUGUACAUUCAUGAAGCAAAUCUUCAGCUGCACCACAUCCCAAAGGUGCUCUAUUGGAUUAAGAUCUGGUCACUUCAGAGGGCAUUUGAUUACAACAAACUUAUUCCCAUUUUUAAGAAACCAGUCUGAGAUGAUAUCAUUUUGUGACAUGGGACUUUCUUCUGCUAGAAGCAGGCAUCAGACUAGGUGACAUUUUUCCAAUCUUACAACUGUCCAAUUUUGAUGAACCUGUGUGAAUUGUAGCCCCAGUUUCUCGUGGCACCUGGUAUGGUAUUCUGCUGCUACAUUCGGUGAUGCUCUUCUGCAUAUCUUGGUUGUAACUAGUAGUUACUUGAGUUUCUGUUGCCUGCCUUCUCUGACUUCUGAAAUCAAUAAGAUAUUUUCACCCAGAGAACCCAAACCCAGUUUUCAUUUUUUUCAUUUUUCAGACCCUUCUCUGUAAACCCUAGAGGUGGUUGCGUGGGAAAAUUCCAGUAGGUCAGCAGUUUCUGAAACACCCAGAACAGCCUGUCUAGCAUCAAAAACCAUGCCACUUUCAAAGCCACUUAAAUCAUCUCUCUUCACCGGAUAUCUGCAUGACUAGAUGCAUUGUUCUGCUGCCAUGUGAUUUGCUGAUUAGAUAUUUGUGUUAAGCAGUCAAACAGGUAUACCUAAUGAAGUGGCUGGUAACAAUAUAGAAGAUUUAAUAUGAUUAUUUUUUUAUUUUUUAAAUGAAACAUCUUUAUUUUAUUUCACUGUGAACAUGCUAUUAUUUCUUUUUAAUAUCAAAAGACUUGUUUUUCCCCAAUUCCACAUAAUCUUCAGUAGUUGUAGCGUCUAACUGGCCAAGAGGAGCUGCAUUUGUAUCAUACAGACAUUUGGUUUAUACUAAUGAGCACCUUGCUUUACGUAACACGAUGACAACUGUAGACUCUGAGGGUAGAAACUGAAUGUUGACAUAGAAUGCUGUAUUUUUAUCAAGUCCCAAAAUGUAUUUAUUUCUUUGUUUUUUGUAUUGAACACCAGCAUCAGGCAGAUUCCUCCAAUCAGUAUAAAUAAAAUAUACAAUGACAGGAACAAUCUCUACAAUUUCAUUUUUCUCUUUAACGCUUGUUAAAUAAGGAUUAACUCAGAUGUUACAAUUUACAAUAAUUCCUGCAUGAUAAAUACUAAAAGUUUACAUAUAUGCCAACUAUUAACAUCAAAUUUGUCCUUCGACUUUAAAUUUUAUUGACCAAAACAAAUUGAUGCACUAUCACGUAUCCGAAAGCAAGAAAACAAAAAUACAAUAGACAAUCAAUGUGAUCAAUGUGGACAGGCUGAGUGAG